This is a messenger RNA of Gloeophyllum trabeum ATCC 11539, 1061 nucleotides long. RefSeq lists its product as uncharacterized. The record is from RefSeq and is a predicted model, not a curated record. The transcript is spliced from 3 exons. NCBI's taxonomy places the organism in Eukaryota, Fungi, Basidiomycota, Agaricomycetes, Gloeophyllales, Gloeophyllaceae. Bases 126 to 740 code for a protein of 204 amino acids.
CAGCGUGCGUUGUUGACCGUCCCCUCGUUUACCCGGCGCCGUCCCCUCUUUAUCCUCUUGCUCUUGAGCUUGUCGGUUUCCCGCCCACGCAUUUUUGCCAGGUUUUGUGUUUGACGUCCUCCAAAAUGCGCGCCGCGACCUUUGCCAUUGCUGCUUUGACUGCUGCGUCGGCGGCGUCUGCCGCCAACAUCGUGAUCACUGUCGGCGGUAACACGACCAGCAACGCGAGCCUGGUUUUCCAGCCUCAGCGGGUGACCGCCCAAGUGGGCGACACGGUCAUUUUCAACUUCACCCAAGGAAACCACACGGCGACCCAAGCUGUCUUCUCCGAGCCGUGCAUCCCCGCGCACGAUGCGAACAUCACCAUCAACGGGUUCGACUCGGGCUUCCGCGACGCGGGCAACGGCACCGCGAUCACCAUCCUCUCCGUGCCCAUCCUGCCGGAGAACGUCAACCAGACGAUGUGGUUCUAUGACUACAACCUGUGCGGGCAGGGCGGCGUCGGCGUGAUCAACGACAACGAGUCCAGCUACGAGACCCUCGCGGGCUUCGAGCGCAACGCCAUCCGCCUCAACGGCACCGGCGCGCAUUCGUCCUCUGCCUCGCACAGCGCCACGCGCACCGCGACCUCUGCGACCGGCUCGUCGACGUCCCACAGCUCGAGUGCGGACCGCGCGGUCAAGGUCGGGAGCAUCGCAGCCCUGCCGCUUGCCCUCGCGGGCCUUGCGCUUUCGCUCUGAGGUCCGACUUUGCGUACACUUACUGUUCCGAGGCAGCGUUGUCCCCUCGUUUCCUUCCGGUUGUUGCAUUCCUAUCCACUGCCUGUUGUAUACCCCGAGAACAUUUUCUUGACGACCCCUUUAGAUGACCAUGUCCGCCGAUUCCCUUCUCGCUGUUCCUCCCGCUGUCCUUACGUAUACUACUUCCGCUGUGUUGUGAUCCUGUGCAUUGUGCUGUAUCUUCGUGGCGUAUAUCAUCUACUUGAUUCUGCUCUGAACCUUAGGUUCAGUGCCAAUUGCGUUCCUCACAACUCAGGUGCUGUCAAGUGUCCAGAGAUUUGC